ACCGAUUCCAUCCCACAAUCGCCAAUGACCUGACACCAGAGUCCGAGCAACUCGCCUCCGCGGUCAGGCCAGUGUGCGCCCACAUGCUCGAGCAGUUGAAAUACCCCGGAGCGCCCAAACUCGAGACAGCAGCCGUAGAGGCUCUGCUGAACUACAUGCACAAGAGAGCCGUCGAGAUCGGAGUGCCCCUGAACACGUCGAUCUCGGGGAAAGGAUUCCGCCUGGGCUACGCGGAAGGACUGCUGGCCCACCCCGGUCAUCCCGUCGAGGUGCAGGGGUAUGUGGGACUCUUCACUUGGCUCGUGGUCCAGUACGACGACAUCGUCGGCCAGAGCAACGAGAUGGUGGACGAGGCGCUGCACUUCCACCGACGCUUCUUCCGCGGCGAAGCCCAGCCCAACGACCUCCUCGAGGGCAUCGCCGGCCUGCUCCGCGAGGCCUACGACCACUUCGACCCCGUCAUGGCCAACCUGCUGCAGAUCUCCGUCCUCAAGUUCCUGACGAGCAACCUGCUGGAACGACACGACGGGUUUCAGCACAUGGCCGCCACGCGCGCCGGCGAGAAGUUUCCCGACUUUUACAGAGACCUUUCCGGCAUGAACGUCGCGUAUGCCGUGUUCUGCUACCCCAAGGCCCUCUAUCCUGACGUCAGCGCCUACCUGGAGGCCAUACCCGACAUGGCCCGGUUCAUCGACAUUUCCAACGACGUGUUAUCCUUUUACAAGGAGGAACUGGGCGGGGACACGAGGAAUUACCUCCACAAUCGCGCCACCGCCACGGGAAAGCCUAUUCUUACCGUCCUGGAUGAGGUGAAUCAGGAAGCGAUCGACUCCGCAAGGCGAGUGGAGGCUAUUCUCAAGGGGAGGGGCAAGUACGAACAGUCCUGGAAUGAGAGCGUAAGAGGGUAUAUGGCGAUGCAUACCACGAAUACUCGCUAUAAACUCAGGGAUUUGGGUCUGGGCGAGGAGCAUCCUCUGGCACCUUUUGAGGAGAAGAUUGGCGAGAUGAUUAACAAAUGAUUUUCCUUUUUUUUUUUUUUUUUUUUUU
Sodiomyces alkalinus F11 is the source of this 1047-nucleotide messenger RNA. Its product is annotated as terpenoid synthase. NCBI's taxonomy places the organism in Eukaryota, Fungi, Ascomycota, Sordariomycetes, Glomerellales, Plectosphaerellaceae. The record is from RefSeq and is a predicted model, not a curated record. The coding region runs from base 84 to 1019 and encodes 311 amino acids. The transcript is spliced from 3 exons. Gene Ontology annotation, molecular function: carbon-oxygen lyase activity, acting on phosphates.